AUUCAACAAGAAGUAGAAAACAGCAGAGAAACAUGGCAGAGAAAGUGAGUGGUGAAAUGUCGGAAGACAGUUCGGACUCCGCUGCUGCGGUGUCGCAAGACCUUCGGAGUGUUCUGGUCACCAGCGUUCUGAACCUAGAGAAGCUGGAGAUAGAUCUGUACAGAGGGACUCACCACUGGGUACCCCGUACCCGUCGUCUGUUUGGGGGUCAGAUUAUUGGCCAGGCCUUGGUGGCUGCAGCAGAGUCCGUUGGGGAAAACGUCUUGGCUCACUCUCUCCACUGCUACUUUGUACGGGCAGGAGACCCCAAGGUGCCAGUGCUGUACCAGGUGGAGAGGACCAGGGACGGUCGUAGUUUCAGCGUGCGGUCAGUGAAGGCCAUCCAAUACGGUCAGCCCAUCCUCAUCUGCCAGGCCUCCUUCCACAGUAACCAGCCCUCUCCUCUGCAGCACCAGUUCACCAUGCCCUCUGUCCCCCCUCCUGAAGACCUGCUGACGGGAGAGGAACUCAUACAGCUCUACCUCAGUAAGCCAGACUUGGCUGAGAAAGCCAAACAGGGCCUGAACAAGCUGCUAGCUGACGAGGUUCCCAUAGAGAUUAAACCUGUCAAUCCUCCAGACUUCUACCGCUGCGUUGCCAUGGAACCCAAGAAGCUGUACUGGGUGCGCGCUAAAGGCCACAUCGGUAAAGGUGAUAUGAAGCUCCACUGCUGUGUGGCAGCCUAUGUGUCAGACUAUUCGUUCUUGGACACUGCUCUCCUGCCCUACCCCGGGCAGCGCGCCACUUUCUUAGCCUCUCUGGACCAUGCCAUGUGGUUCCACAACACCUUCAGGGCAGACGAAUGGAUGCUCUACGAGACUGAGAGCUCUUGGACUGGGGGCAGCAGAGGGCUGGUUCAGGGACGUCUGUGGAGGAGAGACGGGGUGCUGGCUGCCAGCUGUGCCCAGGAGGGGGUACUCAGGGUCAAGGCCUUGACGACCAGCGCCGUGACGAACGAGAGCAAGCUAUAACCAUGACAACCUUUUAAAUGGCUGAUGAAGCCAUGUAGAGUCAGGAGACUGGCUGCGUUUACACAGGCAGCCCAAAUAUGAUCUCUUUUCCGCCAAUUGGUCUUUUGACCAAUCACAUCAGAUCUCUUCACAUAUAUUUGUCAGAGCUAAUAUAAUUUUUCAAAAGACCAAUUAGUGAAAAAAAGUCUAAAGAGAGACACCCUGCUGACAAACGGCUGGUGGCCGCGGUGUGUUAAUGAUCACCUGCUGGGUGUUGAUGAACGGUUUAACCUCAUCCCCAGCCUUCAUCCCCUGCCUCCAUCCCCAGCCUCCAUCCCCAUCCUUCAACUUCAGCCUCCAUCCCCUGCCUCCAUCCCCAGCCUCCAUCCCCAGCCUUCAACUUCAGCCUACAUCCCCAGCCUUCAUCCCCAGCCUCCAUCCCCAGCCUUCAACUUCAGCCUUCAACUUCAGCCUCCAUCCCCUGCCUCCAUCCCCAGCCUCCAUCCCCAGCCUUCAACUUCAGCCUCCAUCCCCUGCCUCCAUCCCCUGCCUCCAUCCCCAGCCUUCAACUUCAGCCUCCAUCCCCAGCCUUCAACUUCAGCCUCCAUCCCCAGUCUCCAUCCCCAGCCUUCAACUUCAGCCUACAUCCCCAGCCUUCAACUUCAGCCUACAUCCCCAACCUCCAUCCCCAGCCUCCAUCCCAGCCUUCAACUUCAGCCUACAUCCCCAGCCUUCAACUUCAGCCUACAUCCCCAGCCUCCAUCCCAGCCUACAUCCCCAGCCUCCAUCCCAGCCUUCAACUUCAGCCUCCAUCCCCAGCCUCCAUCCCAGCCUUCAACUUCAGCCUACAUCCCCAGCCUUCAACUUCAGCCUACAUCCCCAGCCUCCAUCCCAGCCUACAUCCCCAGCCUCCAUCCCAGCCUUCAACUUCAGCCUCCAUCCCCAGUCUCCAUCCCCAGCCUUCAACUUCAGCCUACAUCCCCAGCCUUCACCCCCUUCUGCAUCUACAAUCUACUGAACCAUGUGGUGAUGAUUAUAACGAGUUGAUUCUGACUGAAUAGAUUUUCUGAUCAAGAUAAAGAUUUCCAUAUAUAUUAACUAUUUUUUAUAUUUAAUUAUUUUACCUUUUUAAAUUAUUUGAUAAUUGUUGUUUCUAUUUGUUGUGUCCAUUAUGGUUCCAUAAGCUUCCCUUAUUAAUUGUUCAUAUUUCAAUAAUGUCUAUCUUUUCAGGAAUGUACAGGAAAUGUACAGUCAGGUCCAGUAAUUAUUGACAUCCUUGAUAAAGAUGAGCAACAAAGACUGUAUAAAAUAAAUCAUUGAAAUAUUUAGCUAUAUUGUAUGCAAAAAUGUAAAUUGUUAUUUUAUCCUAGAAAUUUUGUUUAACAAGUAAUAAAAAAUCUCAAAAAGAUGGAAA
Messenger RNA from Oncorhynchus mykiss (rainbow trout), 2403 nucleotides. RefSeq names its product acyl-CoA thioesterase 8 (gene acot8). Gene Ontology annotation, molecular function: fatty acyl-CoA hydrolase activity. Gene Ontology annotation, biological process: acyl-CoA metabolic process; fatty acid catabolic process. The record is from RefSeq and is a predicted model, not a curated record. NCBI's taxonomy places the organism in Eukaryota, Metazoa, Chordata, Actinopteri, Salmoniformes, Salmonidae. Gene Ontology annotation, cellular component: peroxisomal matrix.